Impatiens glandulifera is the source of this 6503-nucleotide messenger RNA. RefSeq lists its product as uncharacterized. Bases 277 to 6210 code for a protein of 1977 amino acids. The record is from RefSeq and is a predicted model, not a curated record. The transcript is spliced from 15 exons. NCBI's taxonomy places the organism in Eukaryota, Viridiplantae, Streptophyta, Magnoliopsida, Ericales, Balsaminaceae.
UGAAGGCGGUCUCUUCUUCUUCUUCUCUCUGCAAAUUGUCCCGCUCUGUUUCUACCGCUUUCCCCCGUUCGAUUGAGUUGGAAUCUAUUUCUCGAAGUGACUCGUCAAAGAUUUUGGAUUCCAGUGCUUGGAUUUUCAUAGACUAUCGUCAAACACUAGGCGGACGGCUACUAGGGUUAGCUGUGCACUUGAGUUGGAUAGCUAGGGUUGAUCAACGGUUAGGGAUUCGUCUCCGGAUGGAGGGAGGUAGCGUCUCUAGACUUCUUCUUCUGGUAUAUGCCAAUGGAAUAUGAUGACAAUGAUAUUGAAGACCAGAAUCGUCACUUAACUGGUGAAGUGAACUCCAAGUUUUCUCCUGUUUUAAGGCCAUAUGCUCUCCCUAAGUUUGAUUUCAGUGACAGCCUUCAUGAUCCUUUAAGGUUUGACAGUUUGGUGGAGAACGAGGUUUUUCUUGGCAUACCAAGUCAGGAAGAAAACAAUUGGAUUGAGGAUUUUUCCAGGGGAAGUGGUGCAAUAGAGUUCGGCUCCAGUGGUGCUGAAUCUUGUUCCAUUGUGAGGCAUAACAAUGCAUGGUCGGAGGCAGCAUCAUUUGAAUCUGUUGAGAUGUUAUUAAAAUCAGUUGGUCAGGAAGAAAUGAUCCCAGUAGAGACUAUCAUUGAGGAAUCUGAGCCCUGUGAUGUGCUUGAUAGCCUAAACGAGCAAAUGGUGGGCUGUUAUCCAAGUCAAGUUGGUGGGGAGGUGGGUAAUGCAAAUUCAAAAGCUCCAUUAGAAUCAGACAAUGUUCUUGGAAAUUUAUCUGGAACAAAUGGCAAUGAAGGUAUUUCACAUGUUCAAGUAACUGAAAUUUCUUUGCUUAAGAAUUCAUGUGGCCUUGAUCAAAACUCAGUCAGUGCAAGACACGAUAUGGAUGUAGUUGAGAAGAAUGUUGCAGGUAAAACAAAAUGUGAUACUGCAACCAUCACUGAACUCCAAAUUUCUGCUAAAGACUUACUUUACAGUGAAGCAGAAGAACGCCCCAGUGCUGGCAUGGAAAUUGAUGGUGCACCAAUAAAUAGCACAAGUUCUUCUCAGAAUGCUGUGGCGUUGAGCCACGGAGAAAGUCACGAUCUUAAGAGUGACCCAUCAAAAGACACUGGUGAUGCAUUAAAUCAAGUCCUUUUGCCGCAUAAGGAGGGUGACAAUGACAAUGCAAUUAGAGAAAGCGCAUUUGCCUCGGUGAAUUGUGCUUUAGCUAAUCUUCCUCAUCCUCCUUCCGAGGCCGAUUCUGAGAAAGUGCAUCGAACUAAUUUUGUUAGUGAGGAACUAUCCUGCCCAUCAUUGGAUGUGAACCGAAAUUUGCAGGGAAAUGGUGAGCAGUUAGAUAGUAAGCCAUCCUUGAUGUCAACUGUAGAGAAUUCGAUUUCCAUAGGAAAAUCUACGGAAUUGCUUGCUGAAAAGCAGAUACAUGGGAGUGUAGAAGGCUUGAUUAAUGUUUGUGGAAUCCAUAAGGAAUAUCUGACUGGUAAUGAAUCUGUAUCCCCUUCCACAUUAGCUGACAAUUUGCAAUUAACCAAAGGAAGUAUUGUAUCUAGAGAGGAUAAUGAUGAUACUUCCCGUAAUGACAAGGAGAAUGCAAGGUCUCCUUGUGAACCUAUUAAUGUGGAAGCUGAUCAAAUAGAAUCUUAUGGAGAUGAGGACAGGGUUGUGUCUGCACCUGAUGAAAAAACCUUGGAGUUGGGCAAUGGUACAUUUACUGACUCAGAACAUGAGAUCAAUGCCAUGAAUAAAGCAGUAUCAAAUAUCGCUUUUCAAGCCAGCAAUCCGGUGCAUGUAGACUUGGAAGAACGAGCAUCUUUGCUACAUGUGGAACCCGUGAGUAUAGGUGAAAUGGAGAAUAUUGAUGCUGAAACGUUGAAGGAACCAAAUGGAUUGCCAAGGGAAUCCCCUGUAAGUGUGGGAAAGUUAUAUACUGUUCCAGAACUUGAAAAAACAGCAUCUUAUGGUUCUUCUGGGGAGUUGAAACAAGAUAUGACUGUCCAGCAUUUGCCGAUGGAGAAGGCCUGUGAUUCAGUUUUUGAUAGCAAACAAUUGAAGGAACAGGACAUGGUUGAUGAAUCAUUUCCAGUUGCAUACACUUCCGAUGCUGCUAAUGUAAAUGAACAGCUGAUAGAUGCCAAAGAAGGCAGUCAAAAUUCUUCUGACAAGUUCGAGGUGGGCUUCAUCUUAUGUGAUCCAGAAGUCAAAGAGGGGACUGGUGCUGUAGUACCAGUUUCCCCUGGAGAUAAUCAAGUUGCAUCAGCAGUCUGUACAGGUGGAGACAGUUCUUGCAAACAUGAUUCUGAAAUGCUGUCUGUUACAAGUAGUUCCGAUCUUUUUCCCAAAAAAAGUAGUUCCGAUCUUAACCAAAAUGAACAAGGUAAGGAAGGCGGAGUUCGGGACUCAAGAAUUAACAUUACUCUACUUCCUGAGGUAGUCAAAGUCGCUUCAGUCUUCCAGAAACCAAGUGGUAAUGGUGCUCCUAAAGUUGAUCCAAGCAUUAUUGGAAUGACAAGCCCAUCAGAAUGUUUUUUAAAGGAAAAAAGUAACAAGAAUACACCAUCAUCUACAGUUAGAAGGGCUUCCAAAAAAUCCAUGGGGUCUGCUGCAUCGCCAUCAACACCUGUUGUUAAUCAAAUGGUUUCUAAACUGGUGUCAGAUGUGUCUUGUGGCACUUCUAUGGGAGCUGUAGAGACUUUAUGUGCACCCAAAGACCCAACAGAACUUAAAACAAGACGUGGGUCUGGAAAGGCUAGAGGAAAAGAUGGUGCCAAGAAGGGAAGUAUUGAUAAUGAAAUUCCAUCUGCCAAACAAUCUGAGAAAGGGAGCAAGUCACGCAUUUCUCCAUUGAUCAUCUCUGGUAGUAGUCCGCCGGUGCAAUUUGAAGGAUUGAAAUCUUUUGGGAAAGUGGAACAUGGCGGUGCAAGCCUUACUCCUGUUUCUUCUUCCAAGUUGCCUGAUUUGAACACAUCAAUGCCUCCAUCUUCUUUGUUUAAGCAACCUUUUACAGAUUUGCAGCAAGUGCAACUGAGAGCACAGAUUUUUGUUUUUGGAUCCUUAAGACAAGGGGCUGUGCCUGAUGAAGCAUGUAUGGCCUCAGCAUUUGGAGUACCUGAUGGUGGUGGGAGGGUAUUGGAUCCUGUGUGGCGUGCUAAUCUAGAACGACUCCAAGCAGGUGCUAGAUCUUUUGAACAACAAAUAAAACAGAGUGUGCCUCAGAUAGUUCUUUCUUCAACUGUUGGUAGACAAAGUAGCAUGGACACCCCUCCAGUUGGCAAUUAUAUUCCCCCUCUGUCACCCCCCCUGUGGAAUGUAUCCACUCCUUCUUUCGAAGGUUUGCAUUUAAGUGGCGUUCCACGAAGUGUAUGUCCUGAUUAUCAUCAAGCAUCUCUACCUUUGAAUCCUUAUCAAACUCCCCCUUCAAGGGGUUUUGGACCUAGCACUUCUUGGCUAUCUCAGGGACCAUUUCCUGGCCCUUUGGUUGCAACUCCUCCGUCUUCUGCCCCUGAUGGAAAAGCUCGCUUGUCUGGUCGGUCCAUGACCGAGGCUGCGAAGUUAACUCCUACCAAGGAGUAUUCAGCACCUGUUAUUUCUGGUCUGAAACAUGGAUCUCUUACUACAGCGCAUUUAGGAAGUUCCAGCAUCUCAACAAACAUUUCUGUGCCUGAGUUAAAGAAAGAUAUAGUAGCAUCCAAGCAGAUGACCGAAGAAGUGAAGUCUAGAAAGAGAAAGAAAGCUCUUGCUUGGGAGGAUGUUGGUCAGACAACCUUACAGACUCAAACUCACACAGGAACUGUUUCUUCUAUUGUUUCUCCUACUCAACUAUCAACAUCUCUAGCUAUUUCUACUCCAAACAUUGCAUCCUUAUUUCCUGCACCCUCCACUAACCCUAAAAGUGUGGGGAAGAGACCACAACAGUCAGCCUUAAUAUCAGAAGACUCUUCCGCUAAAGUGGAGGACUCUAGACAACAAGCUGAAAAUGCUUCUGUUUUUGCCGCCGCUGCUGUUAAUCAAAGACAAAGUAUUUGGAAUCAGUUGGCAAAGCAGAAGAAUUCUAAUAUUGUUUCAGAAGCUGAAGCCAAAUUAGUUUCUGCUGCAGUUGCUAUCAAUGCAGCUGCUUCUGUUGCAAGGGCAGCAGCUGCAGCUGCUCAGGUUGCAUCAAACGCUGCAUUGCAAGCAAAACUAAUGGUUGAUGAAGCACUGUCCUCUAUAGGAACUUGGAACUCUGGCCAGAUGACUACAGCUUCUCUUUCUGAUGCUGUUAACAACCUUGUGAAGUUGGACGCUGCUUCCAUUUUGAAGGGAGGUAAUGGCGCCAACCCUUCCAGUUUAUCAAUCAUAGCUGCUGCAAAGGAAGCUGCUCAGAGAAGAAUUGAAUCGGCUUCAACUGCCUCAAGACAUGCUGAAAACUUGAACACCAUAUUAAAAGCUGCAGAGCUGGCAGCAGAUGCAAUAACACAAGCUGGAAAAAUCAUUGCUAUUAAAGAUCCUUUGCCUUUGAGUCAAUUGUUGGAAGCUGGUCCAGGUGGUCAUUGGAGAGUUCCCCAACCAUCAGGAGAAGUUCCUCCCAAAGAUUAUCCCAGUGCUUCUGGUACCCAUUAUGUGAACAGACAAAGUGUUAAGGAGAAAGAAUCUAAUCAUGGUGAGUUGCCGCUUAUUUCUGGAGAAGUUCCUUUGGAAUCAACGGAAAACAAGAUGGUAACUGCAUAUGGAAGUUUAGCAAUAGAUAUAAGUGUCAAGGAAGCAACGUCGAACAAGUCUUGUAGAGCUUCUAAUAUGACUGAGGCUCUUCCUCCUGAAUCUGGGAAUGGACCAAUCUUGGCUUCUUGCACUUCUGAAGAUUUUGUUGUAGAAGAAGCUUCUAAUCAGCUUGAGAAUAGGAUCAAGGAGGGCUGCCUUGUAGAGGUUUGUAAAGGUGUUAAUGGCCAAGUAGCCUGGUUCCCUGCCAGAGUGUUAAAUUUGAAGGAUGGAAAAGCUUUUGUUCAUUUCAUGGAACGCAAAUCAGAGGAAGGGAGGGAAUGGAUAACAAUUGAAGCUGAAGGUUGCAUGGCACCCAAAAUACGCACUCCCCACCCAAUGACCGUUACACAACUUGAAGGAGCUAGAAAGAUACGUAGAGCAGCAAUGGGGGAUUAUACGUAUUCAAGCGGAGAUAGAGUUGAUGUAUGGGUAGAAUAUUGUUGGCGGGAGGGAAAUGUAAUUGAGAAGAACAAAAAAGAUGAAAGUACAUUUACAGUCGGUUUUCCAGGUGAAGUAAAAACAAUGGUUGUGACUGCAUGGAACAUUCGUCCAACUCUUGUUUGGUGCGAUGGCGAGUGGAUCAAUUGGUCCAGUACCAGGGGAAGGAAUCGGUUAUCCCAGGGUGAUACACCUCAGCAGAAGGGAUUGAAAAGAGGAGAUUCAGUGACCGAUACUAAAAAGGAGAAGGAUAAGAGAUUAAAGCAUAUUGAUUUUGUGGAGGAGACACAAUUUUUGCCAUUGUCAUCAAGUGAACAGGUUCUUAACGUUGGUAAGAACACAGAGGAAGAGAAUAAAAUAAAUAAACUCAGGACAGGUUUGCAAACAGAAGGUUCUAGGGUUAUUUUCGGUGUUCCUAAACCUGGAAAGAAAAGAAAAUUUAUGGAUGUAAGCAAACAUUAUGUUGCUGAGAGAAAGCAUAGGAUUGUCAAUGAAUCUAGUAGUGAUUCAGCUAAAUAUGCAAACUAUACAAGUCCUCAGGGUAUAGGAACUGGUGGAUGGAAAAGUAACAUAAAAGUUGAUAGAAAGGAAAAUCAUGGAGCCGAAUCCAAGGCAAAAGGUUCAAAGCCUGGAAAGCCCCUUAAUAUUCCUAGCCGACCCUUACCCAAGAAGGAUAAGGUUUUGGCAAGGCAAGAAGAUAACAUAGAUCGCACAGUAGGCGGUGAUUCUAAUGCCACAGAUGAAAAUGGAUCAGGCCAACAGAACCGUUUGGAAAUUGGAUCUCGUGGGGAAAGGAUCGGCAGGAUUGUUGAGGUUAACCAAAAAGAUGACGAAAAUGUUGAGUAUGGGAAAUCAGAUCUUGAAGUUUUAGAGCCGCGUAGGUCCAGCCGUAAGAUUCAACCAACAUCAAGACUGUUGGAAGGCUUGCAGAGCUCACUUGUCAUCUCCAAGUUUCCUUCUGUUUCUCAUGACAAAAGUCACAGGAGCCAUACCUCUAAAGGGAACAGCCAUGGUUGAUUCUGUCACUUCUUAGAUGAUUGGUUCUACAACUUAUAAUUGCACCCUUGUGUAUUUAUAUAAUACAGAAAAAGAAUGUUAGAAAUGAAAAUCCAUGACUGUAUGAAUAGUUGUAGUUGUAGUGUGGGGUGGGGUGGGGUGGAUCAUAAUUUAAGUUAAAUAGACGAGAAAUGAUGAUAAUGCUGACAUUUUUUUUAGGGUUCUUGCUACAGAUUUGCUAGCUGUUGUUGGACAGAUGCUGUGAUUGGAUUAAUAAUUUGUCGGAAUAUUGUUAAAAGGCUACAUUUUUAUUU